Messenger RNA from Kluyveromyces lactis, 1458 nucleotides. RefSeq names its product type 2C protein phosphatase PTC6 (gene PTC6). The record is from RefSeq and is a predicted model, not a curated record. The coding region runs from base 1 to 1458 and encodes 485 amino acids. Gene Ontology annotation, molecular function: protein serine/threonine phosphatase activity. The transcript has a single exon. Gene Ontology annotation, biological process: protein dephosphorylation. Lineage: Eukaryota; Fungi; Ascomycota; Saccharomycetes; Saccharomycetales; Saccharomycetaceae.
AUGGGUAAAACCCAGUCAUUCAUUCACCUAAGGCCAGCUGAUCUUCUACAAAAGACAGCUGGCAGAUCGACUCUACAAACUACAGCGGCAAGCCAUGCUGCUUCGAAAGAAACAAAACCUCAUAUGUUAAGGGUUCAUUUGAACAAAUAUCCUGGUUUCAUCGGGCAUGCGACUUCAAGGAUUAAUAGACUAUACAACGAGGAUUCUUAUUCUAUGAAUAUUCUGAAGUUGCCAACAACUAUAGCCGAAAGCUCGUUGUUAAACUCAAAAAAAUCGAUCGCUACUAAGAUGAAACUUUGGAAAGAAUUACCUCCCCAGAGAAACGUUUUGAAUAUUUCUAUAUUUGACGGUCAUGGAGGAGAUCGUGUCUCUAAGAUGCUGGCUUCAGGUUUGCACGAUCAUAUAACAGCUAUGGUCCCCAUCAGACAAGAGUUUGACGCUGUAUUAAAAAAAUAUCAGGACUUAGUGGGGGGGAAGUACUGGUCGAGGAUAUACAAAGGUAGAAAGGAGUACUAUGAGAGGUAUAUCAAAAAAUGUAACACUAAAGUGGAGCAAGUCCUACUCACGGACGGUGUAGCGCCAAAAAAUGGGGCAAGAAUGAUCUUUGACAAAUGGGGAAACAUUAUUGACAAGACAAGCUUGUUGAGUGAAUACGAACGUUUACGUUUGUACAUAUCCUACCUCAAUUAUGACUUAAAUGAAAUAUGUGGAUUUUCUUCGGAUUUAGAACCAGAAGAAGCAAUGAAAAUAUUCACUGGUGGCUCGACUGCUUCAAGCCUUUUUUUAACCUCUUAUAAUGAAGAAGAAUGUUACGAUGAAUCAUUUUUCAUUGCACCACAGGGCUUACUAAAACUGGCUGUAACUCAAAUCGGUGACACUAAAAUUAUACUUUGUGACAAGAAUGGUAUUGCUCAUUCUUUGGCUAAAGUUCAUCAUCCUUCAUCAAGUAGAGAGUCCAGAAGACUUGGAGGUCAAUUCCAAACUGACUCCUUCGGUGAUACUAGAUUUUUGAACAAUUUUGCAAAUACACGAUCCUUUGGCGAUCGGAUCGGAAAACGUGAUGGUCUAACGUGCGAGCCGGACAUUUAUUCGUACCUCAUUGGACCAACCAAAAUGUUACCACAUGCUGAAAGAUCAAAAUUGCAGUUCGGUGGUGAUGAAUGUUUCUUAUGUUUAGUGACAGACGGAGUAACUGAAUUGAUGAGCGAUCAAGAACUCUGUGAUCUCAUCACCUCCACAGUGAACAAUAGAGGUUUGAAAACUGCUUCUCCACACUUCUGUGCUCAGGAAGUUUUACAAUAUGUUAUGGCUAUUAGCUCUAAACAUUCUGAUAAUGCUACUUGCGUAAUUCUGCGGUUACCGAACUGGGGAAAUUGGCCUGUCAUUGAUCGCACUGGUGCGAUUAGAGAGGAAAAGCUACUAAGUGGUGUAUCCGGUGGAGAAAGAUCUAGUGGUUGA